GCGCAGUCUAUAUAUACUAUGUCUAUGGCCAUAACUAGAAGAAGAAGAUGAGAAAACAGUAUCUUUUAAACAUGGAAGAGAGAUUCCGGAACCUCGACUGGUACGUGCACAGCGAUUUUGCGAGAUGAUUUCAAGCGUCGAAACGGACAGAAUUUUUGCAUCCUGCGUUGGAGGACAUGAUAGACAAUGUCUUCAUCAGGGACGAGAGAAUGGAGCGCGAGAGCGCGAUGUACAAAAUCAUGAACGAUAACUUCAAAAAUCCGUUUGAGAAUAUUGAAAGUGAGUACGCCGAUGUCGAUGUAGAGCUGAUUAAAAAGCAUCUCUUCGAGGAUGGCGAGGUUUUUGCCGACUCGCAAGACGAGGAACAAGUGAAGCACGAGGAUAGCUCCAGUAUGCAAGAGCAAAAGAAGCUCUAUGUACCUGGUAUAAGGGUAUCACCGGUUCCCUUUCCUAGAAAGUCUGAAUUAACUAUGGCUCAGCAAGCUAUGUGCCUGCGCGUUUUAUUGAGAUUUUCUAGCAUCGAGAGGGGGCCAAUGAAUGAGAAAGAGCGAGAAGAAUACGAAGAAUACAUGACAUUGAAACGAAUAAUAAAUCAGGAACAGCAAGAAUUUCUAGAGUUUGUAAAGAACCAAUGGGACGAGACCUUCAAAUGGCGAAUCAAAUGUAAUAAAUUCGUCGCAUUAAAGUGGAAGGCAAAGGCGCACAGGUAUAGAACGUUACCGCAAUAUUAUGUCGAAAGUACAAAUAUAUCACUUUGUGUACAGAAGGUUAAUUUGACGAAUAAAGAUAUUAGAGCAGUAUUCACGUCUUGUUUACAACAGGAGGCUUUACCCAAAGUGAUAUUGCCGACACUCGAUCGGCCGCAGAAAUUGUUUGUAGAUACUGUAAAAUUGCUCGAACGAUAUCCUCCGUGUGUCACACAUCAAGUGACGCAGCAUUUCAGAUUACCCGUGAGUGAGGAUAUGUAUUGCGAGAGUUUGGCGAGGGAAGCUGAAGCAGACUUUGUUAUCUCGUCCAGUGGCCUCAAGUGUUUAUUGAACAACAUAGACCCAAACUAUUCAAACACGUGGCUCAUACCGAUAGUCGUGAAAUCGUAUGGUGGAAAGAAGGUUGUUUAUGUGGAUAAAAAAUUACCACCUACCACAGCCACUAUACAGCAAAAAAAUACUUGGGUUUAUAAAUACAUACUUAGGCAUUAUUUCGUUAAUGAAAGUGAAUCCUCGAAAAAAAUAAAAACGAAAGAAAAACCUGAGAGUGCCACAAAUUGCUCUGAUUCGGACGAUAGUACAUGCAAUGAUUAUCUUAAGAUCUAUGAGGAAGAUUUGUAUUUAUCAGAUACAGAUAAAUCGGAUAAUCUAACAAAUGUCCAAACUGAUUUCAAAAUGGAUAAGGAACAAAAUGUAUCGUAUAAUCUUUUCAGACUAGGGCCUUCACUGGAAUUUUUACAGCAAGAAAAAAUGAGUGGGGUGAAGGAAUAUAAAAUGUUAGUUCGUACAAAGACGGAUGGUAUUGAGAUGUUACCAAACCAAGAAUCGCAGACUUUAAUAUUAGCACCAAAGAUGGAGCAUCAGCUUGCAUAUGGAGCUGAAGCUGUAACAUUGGACGAAGGCAUGCAGCAGUGGAUCUCAUUAAAAUUUAGACCAAAGGCAUUAUUAGCUAGAGUUAGAAUAGCAACUGACACCGCGGAAAUAAUACAAAUAGAAAGACAUACAUCACUGUCGGUGAGCAAAGAUCUAAAACGACUUCAUAACGUCAAAGUGCAAGAUUCUUUAAGUAUUUUGCAUAAUAUAAUUGAGGAAUUAUCAUCCUUGACUCCUGGUCAAUAUAUUAUAAGACAUGUUCCACAGAAUGGACCGUUUGCUUGUGUUUAUAAACCAGUCAACCAUAGGAAAAAUGUCUUCGAUUUACAUGCAAUGUAUAAAUCCAUGACAUAUGAAACAAUAUCCAAAUUUCCAUGGCCACCCAUAGAUAUUAUGAUGACAACUCCAGCGAUUAAAUGUUAUAAAAAGAUGCCUGCAAUGUUUAAACCAUCUUUCAAGGUUUCUAAGACACCAUCUGGCCGACCUAGAGGACGCCCAAAGAAAAAUACUAAUGUCACUAGCAAUAAUAAAGUUCCUGUAUCUCUCCGAAGAAGUACUCGGCAAAUAAUAAAUAAAACGAAGACGUAAAAGAGAAAACGCAGCAUAAUUUUCUAGAAGAAAAUAGUUUCUAUUUUGAAAAUAUUUGUUUAUUUUGUAAUGAAAUUUUUGUUUCCUAUAUUCUUUCUUUCGUGCUGCUCUUUAAUAAUCGGUAAUGCAUCACACAGCUAUUCAUAUCUCGAUUGAAAAGGUAUGCACAAUCAAUUUAGAAUAACGUUUUUAUUUUGAAGUGAGUAAUCAAAUCUAAAAUAAUUGAAAAGCAACAUAAAAGAAAAAGUGAUUAAAAAUAAAAUGUUUUUUUCAGAUGUGUAAUUGCACAAAGUUAGCUAUAAUUUCAUCGAUAUAUAUGUAAAAUACUAUCAAAUGCCAGGUAUUAUGGAUAUGAACAACAUUUAUAUUCGUCAACUUUUCUCUACAUUAUUUUUCUAAUUGCGUGAGCAGAAUAAAAAUAUAUUCAUAUACUAUAAUAAAAAUAUAUUCACAUAAAUUUGUUGUCUUCUUUGUGCCAUAUCUCACAUACGAAUAGUUAAGGAGAAAUGUAGAGAAAAUUCACUUUUAUCUAAUUAAUCUGGUUUAUAAUAUGGACAUAUGAUUGUAUGAUUUGACAUUUAUA
This is a messenger RNA of Vollenhovia emeryi, 2751 nucleotides long. Its product is annotated as little elongation complex subunit 2-like. Lineage: Eukaryota; Metazoa; Arthropoda; Insecta; Hymenoptera; Formicidae. The transcript has 9 exons. Bases 177 to 2168 code for a protein of 663 amino acids. Gene Ontology annotation, cellular component: transcription elongation factor complex. The record is from RefSeq and is a predicted model, not a curated record. Gene Ontology annotation, biological process: positive regulation of transcription by RNA polymerase III; snRNA transcription by RNA polymerase III; snRNA transcription by RNA polymerase II.